Molecule: messenger RNA, 1161 nt
Organism: Melanotaenia boesemani (Boeseman's rainbowfish)
Lineage: Eukaryota; Metazoa; Chordata; Actinopteri; Atheriniformes; Melanotaeniidae
Product: heat shock protein 30-like
Exons: 1
Coding region: 333-947 (204 amino acids)
Biological process (GO): response to heat; protein refolding
Molecular function (GO): protein folding chaperone
Source: RefSeq, a predicted model, not a curated record
UUUAUUUAUUUAUUUAUUCAUUCAGUUAUUCAAUAAUGUUUUCAUGUAUUUGUGGGUUUGUAAUUUUAAGAAUAAUGACGUUAUCAUGACAACAUGUAGAGCGACUUCAUGAACAGGAAUAACAGUGACAUCAUGACUCCAGGAAAACAGCUCCACCCAGUGGAGAUGUGUGGUAAUAACCAGAACCUUCCUGAAGACUCUGGACCUCCUCCAGAUAGAAUAUAAAGCUGGGACAGUCCCACUGCCGAGACAGAAAGCAACACAGAACAGAACAGACACCUGAACAGAGUUUCAUCUCAAAACAAGAGGACUCACCACUAAACACACUGAAGAUGCUGCGCUCUCCUGGAUUCCAGUCUGCCCUCAGUCCAUUCAUGGAUUUCUACUGGCCUGUACGCAGUCUGUGGCCAGAGGUCAGACCUCUGCUCUACCAGCAGGAUCUCCUGCAGAGAAACCUGCAGGAUCUGCACAGUCGUCUGGAGAUGAUGGACAAAUUUCAAGGCAACAUCCUGGAGAAGACGGAGCCUUUCCAGAGCAGCGUGGCCCUGCAACCAGUCUCCUACCUGCUGGAGAAAGAGGGAGAGCACUUUGGCCUGAUCCUGGACACGAGAGGCUUUUCCCCAGAGGAGCUGUCUGUCAGGCAGGUGGGCAGGAAGCUGAGAGUCAGUGGGAAGACGGAGAAGAAGCAGGAGGACGAGAAAGGCUCCUACUCUUACAGACUCCAGGAGUUCAGACAGGAGGUUGAUCUGCCUGAAGGGACCAACCCUGAAGACGUCUCCUGCUGCCUGUUUCCAGACGGAAAGCUCCACAUCCAGGCAGCCAAAGCUCCACGUGUUGAGGAGGCUGAGAGAGAGCUGACUAUCAAGAGGAGCUCAGAGGAGGAAACACAGCAGAGUGUGUGUUCACAGGCAGAAGAGACCAGAGAGGAGACACACAACAGAUCAUAGAAGGAAGCUGAAGACAUGGACUGAUAUACAUGAUGUUGUACUAAUGCUUUAUAUUGAUGAAUGAUGACUGUGAUUUAAUGUAUUUAAACGCAGAAACUUUUUCACUGUUUUCCACAAAGAAGUAAAAGUUCAGCUUUCAGAGUCAGACUGACAAACAUGUAAAUGUGCCAUAAAGAAAUGUUUUAUAUUGAUGGAAGACAAUUAUAUUUACUAU